UUGAGCAGAGUUUUGGGAACACACAGCGCGGCCGUCGGUGCUGCUGCAGCCAUGAAGGCCUUCGACAUCAGCAAUGGCGACACCCUCUCCGUCGCCCUCUUCGCCGACGUCGCCAAUUCCAAGACUUGACAUCCGUUUGUCAAAAUGCAGGGAACUUUUGGAUUCUAUGCAGGCUGGAACUUUGGAACCAGAAGUUGCUCUUCUCAAUGCUCUGCUCAUUCCGGAUAUCUUCCCUGUUCUAGCCGCUGCACAUAAGACACUUCUGUCCAAUUCUCGAGGUUCGCUGAUUACCCGUACUCUCCAUUCGGAGCUUGUUUACAACUAUUCAGGGUCUAAGCAUAUUACGGAAUCCUUGAAACGAUGUGGCAUCUCUGACAGCUCCACCUAUGUUCUCGCUGCUUGUUUCAAUGCAUCACUUGAUGAGAUGAAGGCCAUUGCAGCACUUAUCAGUGGAAAAGAAAUUGAGUUGGAGGAACUGGAAGGGAGAGCAAACCUAGCCCAGAUACAGAAGCUCUACAAGAUACCUGGCCCGGAAUUGGGAAUAUCGUCGCUCGCCGAUGCCAUUACAUGCCGCAUCGCCGCAAGGGACGCCUUAUGAAAGCAAACGCAACUUCCCGCUCCCCUGUUCCCACUCCAGAUGUAGCUUUUGCGCGCUACUACUCUUUAGAGAUACUCUUUAGAUAUUAAGAUAUGGAGAGAAUGCCUAGCGCUGCGAAAGAAUUUACUAUGGUUAAAACAGAUACUAGAACCUCACUGCUGCUGUGAAUAUUGCUGCAAUGCAAAUUAUGGCCACUGGAGUGCAUGAUUUCCU
Syzygium oleosum is the source of this 811-nucleotide messenger RNA. RefSeq lists its product as uncharacterized. Gene Ontology annotation, biological process: tRNA threonylcarbamoyladenosine modification; telomere maintenance via recombination. NCBI's taxonomy places the organism in Eukaryota, Viridiplantae, Streptophyta, Magnoliopsida, Myrtales, Myrtaceae. Gene Ontology annotation, cellular component: nucleus; EKC/KEOPS complex; cytosol. The coding region runs from base 74 to 598 and encodes 174 amino acids. The transcript is spliced from 6 exons. The record is from RefSeq and is a predicted model, not a curated record.